UGUACGCGUGCGCCUGCCCAGCUCUCGGGCGAGCGCGAGCUUGCGAUCGUACCCCACUCCCCUAACCCCGCCCGCUCUUUACCUACCGGCCGUAGCUGGCCGGGUGGGCUCACGCGGAGACGCUCGCGCGCGCACGCGCACACGACGCGGAGCGGAGCGCGAGACAUCGAGGAGGGGAGUAAGCGGCAUCAGAGGAGGCGGUUUGUGUAUCUGUGUGUUCUACGGUGUAGCUAGUCGAGGGGCGAGCGGAGGCUUGAAGGAGGGCGAGGGAGAACCGAAAAGAGAGUCACCCUCCGCGAGAGCCGCUAAUCUGGUUGCUAUGGAAACAUAUGACCACAUAAAAGGAAGUCUAUUCUGAUAAUUCUGUUACCUGAGAUGCAACUGGACUGAAGAGUGGAACAGGAAAAAUUUUAGUGCCAACCUUAAUUACAAUGGAUACUGAUUCAGGAGGGCCAGCUAGCACAGAAGAUUCUGAGAAACCUGAUGGAGUUUCAUUGGAAAGCAGAGUUCGUCAGGUUGCAGCAACUUUGACAGUGGAAGCUAGACUAAAGGAGAAAAACAGUACCUUCUGUGCUUCUGGAGAAACUAUAGAAAGGAAAAGGUUCUUUCGAAAGAGUGUUGAGAUGACAGAAGAUGGCAAAGUUGCUGAAUCUUCCUCCAAAGAUGAGAGAAUAAAGACUGCAACAAAUAUUCCAAGAGUAGAAAAGCUUCCUACAAAUGUGCUAAGAGGCAGACAAGAAGUUAAAUAUGAGCAAUGUUCAAAAGGAAUGUCAGAAUCCUCAAAAGAUUGUUUCAAGGAGAAAAAUGAAAAGGAAAUGGAAGAAGAAGCAGAAAUGAAGGCUGUAGCUACUUCUCCUAGUGGCAGGUUCCUGAAAUUUGACAUAGAGCUGGGAAGAGGAGCAUUUAAAACAGUAUAUAAAGGACUGGACACUGAAACAUGGGUUGAAGUUGCUUGGUGUGAGCUGCAGGACCGGAAAUUAACUAAAGCUGAGCAGCAAAGGUUCAAGGAAGAAGCAGAGAUGUUAAAGGGUCUCCAGCAUCCCAAUAUAGUUCGAUUCUAUGAUUCCUGGGAGUCUAUACUAAAAGGAAAGAAAUGUAUUGUAUUAGUGACUGAACUUAUGACAUCAGGAACCUUAAAGACGUACUUAAAACGAUUUAAAGUCAUGAAACCAAAGGUCUUAAGGAGCUGGUGCAGGCAAAUUUUAAAGGGGUUGCAGUUCUUACACACUAGGACUCCUCCUAUUAUUCACCGGGAUCUGAAGUGUGACAAUAUUUUCAUCACGGGACCCACUGGAUCUGUGAAGAUUGGUGAUCUAGGACUAGCCACCUUAAUGCGCACAUCAUUUGCUAAAAGUGUCAUUGGCACUCCUGAGUUUAUGGCCCCAGAGAUGUAUGAAGAGCACUACGAUGAAUCUGUGGACGUCUAUGCUUUUGGAAUGUGUAUGCUAGAAAUGGCUACUUCGGAGUACCCUUAUUCUGAGUGCCAGAAUGCAGCUCAAAUAUACCGUAAAGUAACUAGUGGUAUAAAACCAGCCAGUUUCAAUAAAGUCACUGAUCCUGAAGUGAAAGAAAUCAUCGAGGGAUGUAUUCGUCAAAAUAAAUCUGAAAGGUUGUCUGUCAGGGACCUACUAAACCACGCAUUUUUUGCUGAAGAUACAGGGCUAAGGGUGGAGUUAGCGGAGGAAGAUGAUUGCUCAAAUUCAUCUCUGGCUUUAAGGCUCUGGGUUGAAGACCCUAAAAAAUUGAAAGGCAAGCAUAAAGACAAUGAAGCUAUUGAAUUCAGUUUCAAUUUAGAAACAGAUACACCUGAGGAAGUAGCGUAUGAAAUGGUCAAGUCAGGAUUCUUCCAUGAAAGUGAUUCCAAAGCUGUUGCUAAGUCCAUUAGAGACCGGGUGGCCCUGAUAAAGAAGACAAGGGAGAAGAAGUCAGCUGGCUGUUUGGAAGAACGCAGAGACUCCCAGUGCAAGUCUGUGGGGAAUGUACUCCCUCAGCCCCAAAAUACAGCUUUGCCCCCUCCUUCUGCUCAGCACAGCGGGGCUGAAUGUGAAGAAACUGAAGUUGAUCAACAUGUGCGACAACAGCUUCUGCAAAGAAAACCACAAUGGCAUUGCUCCUCUGUUACAAGUGACAGUUUGUCUGAGGCAGGAGCUGGAUCAGUUAUACAUUCAGAAACUUCAAAUCAGCCCAGUAUAGCCUACUCCUCAGACCAGAUAAUGGGCUCUCAAAUGGUUUCUAACAACCCACAGGCUGAAAUAAAUGUUCCAGGGAAAAUUUAUCCAUCCCAGCAGCUAGUGGGACAUUACCAGCAGAUUUCAGGGUUGCAGAAGCAGCCAAAGCUGACUCAGCCCCAAAUUUUGCCUUUGCUUCAAGGUCAGUCCACUGUUCUGCCUGUACAUGUCCUUGGACCUCCGCUUGUCUCACAACUCCAGUUUUUGCCGUUAAGUGUCCCAAAGGUCUCACAGGUAAAGCCUGUAUCCCAAGCUGUUGGAGCUGAACAAACAGCAACUCUUCUAAAACCGGAUUUAGUUCGAAGUUUGAAUAAUGAUGUGGCAGCUGUGAAGGAAAACACCAAUACCCCUGAUAACCCAAGUGGAAAUGGCAAACAAGAUCGGAUCAAACAGAGAAGAGCUUCCUGUCCUCGAUCAGAGAAGGGGACUAAAUUUCAGCUUACUGUCCUUCAGGUGUCAAUCUCUGGAGACAACAUGGUGGAGUGUCAACUGGAGACACACAAUAACAAGAUGGUCACCUUCAAGUUUGAUGUUGAUGGUGAUGCACCAGAGGAUAUUGCAGACUAUAUGGUUGAAGAUAACUUUGUCCUGGAAAGUGAAAAAGAAAAAUUUGUAGAAGAAUUGAGGGCUAUCGUAGGUCAAGCCCAGGAGAUCCUUCAUGUCCACUCUGCUGCAGAAAGAGCCAUUGGAGCUGACUCUAUUACUAUGGAAUCCAGCAGUAGCCAAACAGGAUCAUCUGAACAAGUACAGAUAAAUUCUGCAUCCACUCAAACCAGCAAUGAAUCUGCUCCUCAGUCAUCCCCAGUUGGUCGAUGGCGAUUUUGUAUCAAUCAGACAAUAAGAAACCGUGAUGCUCAAUCUCCUUCUUCUCUUCAGCAGUCCAUGUCUACAGUUCCUGGGCUAAAUCUGCUUUCUAGUCCAAGAAACAUAAGUAAUAAGGAAAUAUCACAGGACACGCUGCUCACUCUAGAAAAUAAUCCAUGCCAGCGUGCACUUUACACCUCCACAUCAGAACACAAGGAUGUAGUUGAUGGUAAGAUUUCUGAAUAUGCCAGUGUAGAAACUAAGCAGCCAGCUAUACUUUAUCAAGUGGAAGAUGACAAGCAGAUAAUGGCACCAGUUGCUAGUAGUUCCAGUCUUGAAUGUGAGGGACUCACCAGCCAAGCAGGCAUAUUCCUACCUGUGUAUCCAGGUCACCAAGCUGCCAGUCAGGCAGCUCCUGGUGAGUCAACUCAGAUUGCUCCUAACUCUCUUACAACUCCGGCAUUUAUGUCUGAUCAAAAGCCUCAGUCCUUACCGGUGCAGCAGCCAACUACGGAUGCAGAGUUUAUUUCCCAAGAAGGAGAAACCGCAGUGAUCGUGGAAGCAAGUUCUCCUAAGAUGGUCAUUCCCACUCAGACCCCUGGCCUUGAACCAACUAGCCUGCUGUCCUCUACGGUCCUGGAAUCAGAUGGGGAAGGACCUCCAAAAAUGGAGUUUGCAGACAACCGAAUUAAAACUCUGGAUGAAAAAUUAAGAAAUUUGCUCUAUCAGGAGCAUAGCAUAUCUAGCAUCUAUCCUGAGAGUCAGAAGGAUACCCAAAGCAUAGAUUCUCCGCUUUCUUCCUCUGCUGAAGACACAGUCUCAUGUCCAGUGCCAGAAUUCAUAGGCAUCAGUCCCUGUGGAAUUCAAGAUAGUCCUGCACAGUCCCCUAAUUUUCAGCAGACAGGCUCUAAGAUUCUGUCCAAUGUGACUGUGAGUCAGCCUGCUAACAUAUCAGUGUUCAAAAGGGACCUGAAUGUGAUAACUUCUAUACCCAGCGAAUUAUGUUUACAUGAGAUGUCCCCAGAUGCUUCACUUCCAGGGGAUCCAGAGGCCUAUCCUGCUGCUGUGUCAAGCGGUGGAGCCAUUCAUCUGCAGACAGGAGGUGGAUAUUUUGGCCUAAGCUUUACUUGUCCUAGUCUCAAAAAUCCUAUUAGCAAGAAAUCCUGGAGUCGCAAAUUAAAAAGCUGGGCAUACAGGCUACGGCAGUCAACCAGCUUUUUCAAGAGAUCAAAAGUCCGUCAAGUGGAUACAGAAGAUACGAGAUCACCAGUUGCUCCUGACCCCAUUCCUCUGACAGGAGAGUCCACAGCUGAUGCUAGGGCUUUCAGUAGAUGUAAAGCAAUGAGUGGAACAUUUCAGCGGGGUCGGUUCCAGGUGAUUACAGUUCCUCAGCAGCAGUCAGUGAAAGUGACGUCUUCUGUAAUAGAACGCAUACCAGCAUUCAAUAAAAUGACAAGCCAGCCUAGUGAAGAAGCUUUAGCCUUUACUAAAACAGCAAAGUCUCAAUUGGUAGAAAUGGAACCUGCCACACACAAUCUGCAACCUUCACUUUCUUCUCAGAAGUUACAAGCUCUUCAGGAAACCUUAAAAGAAGAUAAAAGAAUUCCCAAACAAGCUGACAACUUCUCAUCUUUCCGUACGGCUUGUGAGACUGAUGUAUCUUUGAUGACUCCAGAAAAGGAAUUGGAAGAAAAUUCAGCCACAGGAAGUAGCAUGCAGUCUGGAUCUGAACUGUUGUUUAAAGAGAGAGAGAUACUUACUGCUGGGAUGCAGCCUACCUCUAAUAGUGAAUUUUCAGCCACUCUUGGUGGCAGAGGGAAAUCAGUGGCAAAGGCUGGUCCAGAGAGAGAAAAGUGCUUACCACUCCGUGAAGAAAAAGCCUAUGUUCAAACACAGAGCUCACUCUUCUAUUCACCGUCUUCCCCAAUGAGCAGUGAUGAUGAGUCAGAAGUAGAGGAUGAGGACUUAAAGGUGGAGCUUCAAAGAUUACGAGAAAAACACAUUCAAGAGGUGGUAAAUCUUCAAACCCAGCAGAAUAAGGAGCUACAGGAGCUCUAUGAACGCCUUCGGGCAAUUAAAGAUGGCAAAGUCCAAUCAUCAGAAAUUCCUCUACCACCUGCAUCACCACGUAGACCAAGAUCUUUCAAAAGCAAACUUCGAAGCCGUCCCCAGUCCUUGACACAUGUGGACAGUGGCACAGUUGCAACAGAUCCACUGUGUGUGGAAAGUAGUGCAGCAUCAUGCCAGCAAUCUCCAGCUAGUAAAAAAGGGAUGUUCACAGAUGACUUACACAAACUGGUGGAUGACUGGACAAAGGAAACAGUAGGAAAUUCUCUUAUUAAGCCAAGUUUAAACCAACUUAAACAGAGUCAACAGAAACUAGAAACAGACAACUGGAACAAAGUAUAUGAAAAUACUCCAUCUACUAUGGGCUACACAUCAACAUGGAUUUCUUCUCUGUCCCAAAUCCGUGGAGCUGUCCCAGCCUCCUUGCCACAAGGACUCUCACGCCCUUCAUUUCCUGGGCCAUUAUCAUCAUAUGGAAUACCCCAUGUUUGUCAAUAUAAUGCUGUGGGGGGGCCAGGGUAUCCAGUACAGUGGGUAGGAAUUUCAGGAACACCACAACAGUCUGUAGUAAUUCCUACCCAAUCUGGGGGACUGUUCCAGCCGGGGAUGAAUUUGCAGGCAUUUCCAGCUUCAUCAGUUCAGAAUCCAUCUGCGAUCCCUCCUGGUCCCAAGUGAAUCAGAGUAGAAGAUGAAGAAAAAGGAGAUGUUUUUCAGAAUUAUUUCCAGGACACCUAAGAUAAUAAACUUUCUUCUUCUUGUGUUCUGCCAUAUUUUCCCUCGUUUUGAGUUUACUUUCCACUAUAUAUUUUUUUCCAAUGUAGUAUUUGAUAUAGCUCAUCAUCCUGUAGAACUGUGCAGUUUGUACAUAGAACACUGCACACAGAAAUGUUUUUUCACUUCAAAUCCUAUCCUCUUUGAUACUUGAUUUUUUAAAAAUACUGUUCAGAAUGCUUUAAUAAGCUCAGCUUGAGCAUUUCCAUUUCCAGGACACUUUCCAUUAUUGCUGCUCUCUGCAGCUGGAUGAGACUUUUCUUUAAAAGGUAUAAAAACUAUUUAUAUUCCCCUAACAUGGGCAAAGUGAGACCCUCCAACAGCUGGAGUCUUAUGGGAUUCUUCACGUUUAUCUUAGGUUUACCUUUCGCAGAAGGCAGGGUAACUUGCUGCAGGAAAUGUUUUGGUAUAUAAAAUUAGAAUAACUUUGUCAACCAAUAUAGAACAUGAGCCCUUUUUAAUGUGAUUUUCUUCCCGUCGUCACAGCAGUAGGAGUGAAGCCUUGUUUUAGGUGAGGCGGAGAGAAAGGAAAAAACAGAACUGUAACAGUUCCUUGAUUCUGCAGAUACUGUAGCUGCUUUAGGAUUUCCAUAGUAAUUCAAAGCAGCUAUCUCUUUGUUUCUCAUGUGCACACUACAUUGUUUUUGAGCAUCUGAGAGGCAUUGGUUUGGCUUGCAUUCUUUUGCAAGGGAUGUAUUGCAGCGGAUAUGAAUCUCAUUUGGGGGGAAUCUUAGUGUUCCUAACAAAGAGGAUUCAAGUUACACCUCUAUUAGUCCAUUCUUCUGAAGUGAAAUUUACUUGACACAGUAGGUUUUGUAGGUUUUGAGACUUACACAUGAAACACUGGCUUUACAGGGUUCUAAGAGAUGUGGGGUAUACAUUGUCCUGCAGUAGAUAGUAGACCCUCAAACGAUACUAUUUAAGUUGCCCUUAGCUUUUUUUUUUCUUUGGAUUACCUUUUUUUCAGUUGUUAUAGUUUCCUUGUUAGUAUCUAGCAUCUUAGAUGCUUUUAGAUCUCAGAUGAUUUUGGCAGCCUCUUUAGAAUCUGAGAGAGAUCACUGUCAAGUUGCACUUUACUGGGUUUUAUCCAGUUUUAGGAGGAGGGGAGGCAAUGUCAAAAUAUACACUUUUAGUUUUCAAGAAGGUUAACUGUAAUAAUCUUAAAAGGCUGGUCACAGAGUUACCUAAUGCUCAGUCUGUGAAACCCAAAUAGAAUUCUAAAAUGGUAUUUAUCGACUACCACAUAUAAAGAUGUUUAAAAUACUUAGUUUUCGCUCUGAAGAUUUCAAGGUCAUUUCUAGUACACAUUUACGUAAUAACGAGUUGUCUACUGGUCAACAUUCCAGAUGAUCACCCAACAUUUCUGUUGACAUAUUUUCCUCCAUAUUCCUCUAAAAAUUUUACCCCGUGACCUUGCCAGGUAAUGAGGAAAACUUAAUGGGUGUACCUUUUUUUGCACAGUCUACUUUGUGACAUGCAGUACACUUUUUCAAAAAAAACAAAUGUGUCUUAUGUUACUUACCUGAGGAUCACACUCAGCAUCAUGAAGAUUCUGUUGCUAUCAUUUGGGGGCAUCCAGGGCAGCAUUUUGAGAAUUGCUGUUGAUAAGAGCCACAGUUUUCUUUUCAUAAAACAUACUCUGGUUUGGAUGAGUCUUUCUAAAUCUUAUGUACAGAUUCUUCAAAUUUCUUCUACAGUAUUGGUUUGCAAGUUGAAGUGGUUUUAGGACAUUAGUGUAAUGCAAAUUCUUGCAUUGCAAUUUUCCACGUGUACAAAAACAAUGUGCCUAAAAUCCGUAAUUCUUUAAAACUGCUUGUGUUUCAUUAUUAGAGUCAGCUUUGUGUGAUUACAUUGAGACUUACAACCUAUAAAGUGAAAAUACUGCAGGUUUUAUGAUCCCUUCUUCUCGAGUUGCAAUCCUUUUAAACAGUGUACCCCAGGAUGAAAAAAGCUCCAUGGAUGACAUGCACAAUUACAUUUAUUAAUGGCUGCUCUACAUCAUAUGUCCCACAUUUUGCCACCACCUCUGUUUUAUGUAUAAUUCAUCAUUCUUU
Molecule: messenger RNA, 7924 nt
Organism: Delphinapterus leucas (beluga whale)
Lineage: Eukaryota; Metazoa; Chordata; Mammalia; Artiodactyla; Monodontidae
Gene: WNK3
Product: WNK lysine deficient protein kinase 3
Biological process (GO): protein phosphorylation
Molecular function (GO): protein serine/threonine kinase activity; ATP binding
Source: RefSeq, a predicted model, not a curated record